UUUGAUGACAUUGAGGGUUAUCCUGAACCUGCAAAAUCAGAACCUAAGGAAGAGAAAUCGAAGUCAAAGUCAAGAUCAGUUGUAAGCGGAAUGUUCGGGACUGAAAAUGACGAGGAAAAAUUGACUGAAUAUGUUCUAAUUGGUUCAGAUAGAAGUGUCAAUUGGCUGCAAAAAAGAAAGGAAAUGAAAGAUAAAGAAGAUGCUCUUCAGCAAGGUAACAAGAGGAAGAAUUACCAGAAAAUGUUAUCUGAUGUUAAGAAACAGGCCCUUACACUUUUUGAGGCAAAUUUGGAGGGACCAGAGGAGGAGAAACUACCCAUCGGUGAAUUUGAUCUGGACGACGAAACUCGGCGAAAAAAGAUUGAGAAUUUCAAUGAAAUCAUGGGAGACAUGAUUAUACGGAUGAAUGCUGAAAUUUCCGCCAGAAAUGCUCUAGCAGCAAAAAUUAAGGGUCGUACCUGGGAUAAAAUGAUAGUGAAGACACAACAUAUCCAUGCUUUCCUGGGACAAUUUUUUGUGGAAAAUUAUGCAAUUCUUCAACCUGAUUUAGAAUUACAAAAAGCAUUGUCUGCACUUGAAAAGCGAAUGAGACUGACCUGGAAAACCUCAAAGAAGGACUGUUUCUAUCCGUGGAUGCCAAAAGUUAAUUAUGAUAAAGUGCGAACGGGGUCAAUUGCUGUGGAGGAUGGAGACAGGAAGACUGUUGACCUCACUGCUGACGAGACAGCAUCAAAUAUUGAAAGUGAACUAUUGGACGCAAAUAAUGUUGAUGUCUUUAGAGGGUCUGCUAGUCACAAGUACGUGUCAGUGUCUCCUUAUCAUUGCUCUCAGUUUGAGCUGUCUACUUUCCACCAUGUUCACCAAGAAGUGGUGUUAUUAAGACAAAUAACUCAAAACUUACAAGAGUACUUUAAUAAGGAAUUUAAAAAAAUGUUGGAAAUUAAAGAAAAAGAAUUAGGUUUAUUGGCAGAGAAAAAUAAUCGGCGGCGACAUCUUCUUUCUGAGUUGAAUAUUUCUGGUAUUCCAGUGGAUGAUGUGGAAUGGGAUCCUUUAGAGGAACCAGAGAGAUUAAUGAUUGUAAAGGAAAAUGAGGUUAGUGUUCCACCCUACUUAACAAAGAGCGAGGAGGAACUUAGAGCUCGAAAAGCUGCAGAAGCUGAAGCACUACGACUUGCACUGCUUGCAGAUGACUUUCGGGAACGAGCAUUAAUUACUAUGAUGCAUGGAGUAUUGGAGCUGCGCUGGGAGGAUAAAAUCAAGAAGGAUGUUCCGAAACCAAAGUGCUUGGUAAUUUUUCCUAUACCUCUCCAUUUUGUGGAAUAGUGUACUCAAUAAUGUGCAGAAUAUAGUUGAAGACAGUGACGUAGAAUUGGUGCAGCUUCGUGUACUAUUGCUGC
Messenger RNA from Gryllus bimaculatus (two-spotted cricket), 1397 nucleotides. The record is from the annotation of a GenBank genome assembly. NCBI's taxonomy places the organism in Eukaryota, Metazoa, Arthropoda, Insecta, Orthoptera, Gryllidae.